This is a messenger RNA of Cercopithifilaria johnstoni, 2799 nucleotides long. The record is from the annotation of a GenBank genome assembly. Lineage: Eukaryota; Metazoa; Nematoda; Chromadorea; Rhabditida; Onchocercidae.
AUGGGACUCGGAACUGUGAUUGAUAUAUCAGCAACGCCUGUUAGUAGUGAACAGUUCAUUAUGCGUAGUAUCAAAAAUGAUUGUGAUGCUGAAACUGCUGACAUGAGUAAUGAUCAGAUCACAACAACUUUGCGCUCUUCUUCAUUACUUCUGGAUCGUAAUAUGUCCCCGCCAGAAGUGAAAGAUACUCUUUCUUCAGAACAUUCUAACUUGAGGCAUGGAAUGCAGUUGUCUGAAGCUCACGAAGAUGUGCCUUCUGAUCCUUUUGUAUUUUCAACUCAUCAAUUAAAGGGAAAUCAGAUGUGUUCAACAAAUGGUACAAACACAAUAUUGGCGGCAGAACAGCCUUUGGAAAGUCGUUGUUUUGAUUCCAGUAAUUGUCCUCAUGACCCAGAACCGUCUACCUCAAAAGAAGGUCUAGCAUCAAAAGAAACUGGUAAUGAGCAGAAGGAUCAAGCGUUGAGCUUAAUAAAUGGGAAAUAUAAUCUGAAAACAUCAAUUGAUAUCGGAAAAUCAAGUCAGAUUGCUGCUAAUGAUUCAAAGGAACCUGACAAGGAUGUCACAACACAACUUUACAUUUCUGUGCCUUCUGGGAACAGAAACCAACAUGUCGAAAGUACGGAUUUGAGCCGACAGAUCUCUCCCGCUGUUCUUAAACAAGAACCAUUUCCUGCAAUUGAUGUUCAUCAAGGAGUACCUCGGCGAUCGCUGAUAAACACAGCUCCUUUGUCGCCAAAUCAUUAUGGUUCUAUUUUGGCUCAAACGCCACUGCCAUUUCGAGUUAAUAAACGUUCACAGCUCUCCGGUUCACACAAAACUUCAGUGCUGUCCAGUGCCAAUGAGAUAUUGGUGCGUUCAGAAACAAAUUCAAGGGAAAUUUCCGCAGAUGUAAAGGAAGUCCAACAAAAGAAACAAAAAAUUCAAGAAGAACGGAUAAUGACUGCACAUUUCGUGCCAUCCUCAUCAGUACCAAUUGUGAAUGCCGGUGAAGAUCAUUUGCAAAUUCCUAGUGAGCAAAUUUUGAAUAAAGCGCUGGAUUUAUUGCGCAAACCAGCGCAAGAUGAUGCAAAUGAACCGAGAACUGCAACCAAACGAAGUUGUCCAAAAAAAAUUAGUUCGAGCACUGUUAUGGACUAUAAAGAUGGCUUAUAUAGGAAAAUAUUGCAAGAGAAAAUUGGAAAAUUACGUGACAAGAAUGGCCUGGCAUUAAGCGUACCACAUUUGGAACGUGCUCAUCUUAGUCAGCUAGUUAAUUUACUGCAACGUUUCAAAAAUCACUUUACGCUUAAUGAUUUUCUGUCAAAAGAAGUUUCGGAUCACGUUUUCGGUGAUGGUUCAGCUGUUAUCGAAAAACUGGUUCAAGAUGCUCGAAAUCCGGUAUCUGGGGAAUCGGAUGAACGAUUAGCGAAAUAUGUUAUGGAUGCGGAUGUAACCGAAUCCGAAGAUAGUGAUGAGGAGAACGAGGGACAGAUGCCAUCAACAUCGAGCGCUUAUCUACCAUUCGGGAGCUUAUCGUCCCAUGCAUACUUUGAUGAGCGAGUCAGUUUGGGUACGCUAGAUGCAAAAGCGCUUUGCAUAGAAGAAGAUUGUGAAGAAAAAAUAAAUGUCGUGUAUCGUCAGCUGAAUAACAUUCGAAAACAGAAGACAAAGGUGUAUUCAUGGAACGACGAAGCUUUGAACGAAUGUUGUGCGAGAUGCUUACCAUAUGAUGGCAAAAGAAGACGUUUUCUGAAAAGGAGAAAAGUGGAGAGGAUAGGAAAAAAUGGUCUCAUUGAACAUGACACUCCUAUAUCAUUGGAUACUGGAGAACGCGUGCGGGCAUAUGCUACUGUGGAUAAUCGAGUUUAUCCUCCACUUCCUUCACUUGCAGCAGUGCCCAUAGAGCGUGGAGCUGAAGUCUAUUGUCGGCGAAGAUCGACUCGCCCAAUCAUACAUUUACGUAAAAGAUUUGAUCGCUCUCCGUGGACUACAUUUUUGGAGGAACGAAAGGUGGUAGUGAAGGAAGCAGUUAUAGUGGAUGAUAGGCAGACAAGAAGGAAACGAGAGAGGACUGAGAGCGAAGAAAGUUAUGAUGAUGACGAGGAAUACCAACCAGCUACAAAUUAUUCCCAGCGAGGCUCAUAUUCUAAACGGCCGUCAACAUUGAAACGUGCUGGACAAAAUCUUGUAGGAAGAUCGUUUGAUCGAAAGAGAAACGGAGAUUUCCGGAACCGCAGAUUUACUAACCAUCGACUUCGUCUGCUUCGCACAAAUGACGUUGAAGAUGGACUCGUGGAACCAAUGCCCGGUCUUCCUCAGAAAAUUGAUUAUAAAGAAAUUUGUAUACCGCACUGGGAACGAAAGACACUUGAACUAGUACCGGAGGAAGGUUUAGGAUGUAUGCAUCUGGCAGAAUGCUCGUGUGUGGCAAACAUAUCGAGACGACAUCUGCCAUACGAAUUAAAUGAACGAAAACGUUUCCAACAAUACAGGGAUUAUGUGGCCGCAAAAUCAGCAUCAACAGCCUCUAAGUUGUCAGGAUCUAGUCAUUCCAAACUUCCAGCAACAAGCACUGCGCCGUCUGCUACUGGUUCGGCCGAAAGUCUGAGCUUACUAGAAAGUGUUCAGUCAGGGUCUGCUGCACCAAGUCCUGCAACUCUGUACUUUGCUUUCGAUGACGAUCAACUGAGUUCGAAUAAUGGUGAAUCAAUAUCUGUACCGGAAUAUGAUCGACCAUCAAUGGUUUCGCCAUAUUCACCGAGAAUAUUCUCUGUUCCAUUGCUUGCUGGUUCUCAUUCAAUGAAAAAUGAAAAUAAGUGA